ACGGGUACCCAAGUAAAAAAGCCGGACGGGCGCGGAGAUACAGUGCCAGCCACUAUGUCACUGGGCAGGCUGAGGGUGCUGGAGAUGCUGCGGCGUGCCACACUGGCACCACUGGCUGGGCUGAGGCCCUCUCUCUGCCAGCCACUGACAACAGCUGUCACUGAAGACCCCCUGGAUCACUCAGACCAGCCAACAGACCCAGCAACCACAAGGAAGACCAGCAAGGCCAUGAUGGCCUAUAUGGAGCGUGCUGCAAAACAUGAGGAGUUCAUGCGCAAGGAAAUAUCUGAGUUCGAGAUCGGAAAGCGACAUCUGGCCAACAUGAUGGGUGAAGAUCCUGAACAUUUCACCCAGAGAGACAUUGAUAGGUCCAUCCGGUACCUCUUCCCGACCGGCAUUUUCGACAAGAAGGCGCGCCCGAGGAUGCUACACCCGAGCGAGGUGUUUCCGCAGCAGAAGGAGGCGCAGUUCGAUGAGACUGGCCGGCCCUUCCACUCGCUGUUCUACACGCUGAAGCCGAACUUCUACAUGACGCUCUACGAUCUGGUGGAACGGUUGAACCAGCUGGACAAGCUGGAAUCCAAGAACGUGGCCCGUGGCCAGCUACCAGAUCCAUCUCAGAAACUGUCGCUCCUCGGGAGUGAGUGGUUGAAUGUCGUGGAGCUGGGCAAGACGUUGCUGGAGCCGUUGAACGAGCACCAGUACCAGGAAUUCAUUCGGGCCAUGAACCGUCUGGUGGAGCACCCGCUGUCGUAUCACCAGAAGGACUUCAUCUUCAAGUACCGCAAGACUCUGCAGGUGACCAGCAAGGUCGAAGACGUGCCCGAGCUGAUGUUCGACGCCGACGGCCGGCCGUACAUGGAGGCGGACGGGUUCCGGAAGAAGCUUGCCAGGGCUCGGGUGACGGUGCGUGGCCGCGGCUCGGGCCGCGUCACCGUCAACGGCAUCCCGCUGCUGCAGUAUUUCUGGCGCAACGGCUCGCGCAGCGGCAACCAGGACGUGGCCCAGGUGAUGUUCCCGCUGCAGGUGGCCGGCCUGCUGGACGCCGUGGACGUGGAGGCGACGGUGCGGUACGCCGGGCCUGUGCAGCGGUACGCCGACCGCGAGCGGAAGGGCCAGCCGCACCCGGUGCAGGCGCCUAGUGCGCAGGCCGGCGCCCUCCGGCACGGCGUCGCCGUCGCCCUGCGCAGCUUCGUCGACAAGGACAUGCAGGAGACGAUGCGGAUAGCUGGCUUGUUGACCCGCGACGUGCGCACCCGGGAACGGUACAAACCUGGCAAGAAGGGCGCUCGCAAGGGCCGUACGUGGAAGAAGCGCUAGUGCCACCUGUCGGGGACUGGCGAAACUGUGUUUCACUGCGGGGCCGCGCGGUGUGAGGAACUGGUGCCGUGCGACAUUGUUAUGAAGUGGGUGCAAAAGCGGUCUAGAAUAUCUGAGUGUUGCUCCUAUAGGUUUACAUAGCGUGGAAUGACGAGUGACUUCGCUCCCAAAAUACAUGAUCUUUUGAGAAAUAUGGGGUUCAUGAAGGGUUUGAGACUGCUGUUGCUUACAGCACUAGUCUUUUCUAACAACAUAAUGCAACAUACGGGGUUGCUAUGUCAGUCCCUAUCAUCAUGCCAGCACACGCCCAUGUUAUCAUCCUUAUUUCAUCAUGCAUCCUCGCGGCGCCCCACUUGUCCACGGGCGCCGCGAGGAUACAUGAGUCUUGUCGUGUAUGCGCCAGCCGUGAGUGGGCCGAGGUGGCCCUGUGCGGGGGUUCUGAGCACCAAUAAACACCCUGCAAAGCG
Messenger RNA from Pollicipes pollicipes, 1787 nucleotides. It is a transcript of the gene mRpS9, whose product is annotated as mitochondrial ribosomal protein S9. Gene Ontology annotation, molecular function: RNA binding; structural constituent of ribosome. Bases 55 to 1320 code for a protein of 421 amino acids. The record is from RefSeq and is a predicted model, not a curated record. NCBI's taxonomy places the organism in Eukaryota, Metazoa, Arthropoda, Thecostraca, Pollicipedomorpha, Pollicipedidae. Gene Ontology annotation, cellular component: mitochondrial small ribosomal subunit; ribosome. Gene Ontology annotation, biological process: translation. The transcript is spliced from 10 exons.